AUGGAUUCUAAACUCAAUUGGAAGGCAAACUUGGUUGAGAGAGUCCGCAAAGCUACUUGUGCCACUUACUGUUGUAGAAGAGCUAUAGGUCGUAGCUGGGGUCUUCAACCUCGUAUUUUAAAUUGGCUCUAUACGGCAGUUAUUGAACCUACUCUUCUCUAUGGGGUUGCUUUCUGGUGGCAAGCUACUGAAAAGGCAUGUCACUCUAAACUUAUUGACAAAACUAGGAGAAUAUCCGCUCUUCAAAUCACCGGUGCUUUGCGCUUCACUCCCACUAAGGCCCUUUUCACUCUGCUUCACUGGUUGCCAUCGCGGCUUCUUGUAAAACAGCAAGCUAAGAUUGUAGCAACCAGACUAAAUGCUCUUCCACGCUGGUCUAGAAUUGAUACAGGACAUGCGAUCAUACUGAAUCAGGAUCUUCCAGCCCCCUUAUCAAUCGACUACAAGUGUUCCUACUCAGACCUUAACCAGGGGUUUAAAGUUCUUAUACCUAGCAGAGAAGACUGGACCCUUGGAAGAGUAUCUACCUCUAAUACAAUAGACAUCUACACAGAUGGCUCCAAAAUAGACAAUCGAGUCGGCUGUGGCAUUUUCUCGGAAAGAUUAGGUCUUAGUGUCUCGCUUCGACUUCCUAACUACUGUAGUGUUUUCCAAGCAGAAGUAAUGGCUAUCCAUUAUGUUGUAAAAUGGAUCCUUGACAAUUGUACCUCUGUAGAAAGCUAUUCGAUUUUCUCGGACAGUCAGGCUGCCGUUAAAUCACUGGUAAGCACCUCAGCCUCAUCAAUUAUUACGCAAAAUUGCCGUGUUUCUCUCAAUGACCUAGCUAUGUGUGCUAACGUUCAACUUAUCUGGGUUCCUGGUCAUAGGGAUAUUGCGGCAAACAUAAACACACUUUCUAGCGAACAUCAAAUUAAAACAAAAUGUGGAGCGGCUAAAAGAACAGUACAAGAACCCACCAGUGAAGUACACAUCGCAGUCCCACCUAUGCCACAAACCAUUGAACAAUCAGCAAUUGGAUCGAAUUCAGGGACGGACUUACAGUUAAAUAUUAAACGUCGUGAUUUCGUGAAUCUGGAGGAACUGGUAGCAUUGGCCGAAGACUUUGAGCUAUUACGCCGCGAACAGGAAACAACUAAUCAUAACAAGCCAAGUGAGGAACGUAACCAUACAAUGAAAGUCCAGAACAUGAAAAUAGAUCAUCCCAAAUUGGCCUGUCGCCGCUGUGGACAAUGCGGACUCAUUGCUAGUAGAUGCUAA
Messenger RNA from Teleopsis dalmanni, 1257 nucleotides. RefSeq lists its product as uncharacterized. The transcript is spliced from 3 exons. Gene Ontology annotation, molecular function: nucleic acid binding; RNA-DNA hybrid ribonuclease activity. The record is from RefSeq and is a predicted model, not a curated record. Bases 1 to 1257 code for a protein of 418 amino acids. Lineage: Eukaryota; Metazoa; Arthropoda; Insecta; Diptera; Diopsidae.